AUGAAAAGACAAUCAAAUACAAUGGAAAAGAAAGGAUAGGAGGAAGAAGAGGUUAAGGAAUAGGGAGUUUAAAAGCGAUAAAAGCUGGAUCAGAAUAACUAAGAAAAGAAGAUUGACUUCAGCGUUCUAAACGAGAGGCAAGAUCAGCAAUAGUCAUAUAUAGACAAACUGAAGCUGAAUUCAUUUAAUGCUUUAAUUGAAAUGAAAGGGAGAAAGGAUUGUCCAAAAUGUAAAUGCAGUAGGAAAUACUUUUGCUAUGAUUGCUAUAUCCCUCUAAAUGAUGAUUUAGCAACUGUUCCAAGAGUAGAUCUACCUAUAGAGGUCACUGUGUAUAUAUAUUUACUUGAGUUAUAUUUUAAUAGAUUGAGACAUCCAAAAGAAAAAAUAAGCAAGAGUUCAAUUGUUGCAUCAAAGAUUGUAGCGCCUGAGAAAGUUCAAAUUGUACAUGAGAUGGAUAUAAGUUCCUUAAGAGAUGAUGACGAGGAUUAUGAUUCUGUUGUCUUACUCUUCCCAACUGACGAUGCUUAAGAGGUCAUUAAAAUGAGUGAAGAGGAGCUUGCUAAAAUCAAGAAAGUUGUCAUAAUUGAUUGCACUUGGAAUCAAACUCAUCACUUCCUCAAAUAGGCUAAUGUGAAGAAGAUUAAAAAAAUCAAGAUCUAAACAGAGAAGACAGUCUUUUGGAGAUAUCAAAGAAUUUCCGAAGCUAACCUUGCAACUAUAGAAGCAUUAUAUUAUUUCUUUAGAGACUAUGAUGUGAACAAAAAUUGCUCAGGAGACUAUGCUAAGUAUGACGGGAAGUAUGAUAACUUACUUUAUUAUUACGCAUUCAACUACAAAUUAAUCCAAUAUGAGUAUGUUGAAGGUUCAAAAAAAGAUAAGAAAUUCAUUAGAAUGGACAACUAUAUUAAAGGUAGAGACGAGCCUGAACAGGAUACUAAACAUCACAAACCAGCAUAUCUAGCUCAAAAUGACAAAAAGGAAUGA
This is a messenger RNA of Stylonychia lemnae, 984 nucleotides long. The record is from the annotation of a GenBank genome assembly. NCBI's taxonomy places the organism in Eukaryota, Ciliophora, Spirotrichea, Sporadotrichida, Oxytrichidae.